This is a messenger RNA of Clunio marinus, 4088 nucleotides long. The record is from the annotation of a GenBank genome assembly. NCBI's taxonomy places the organism in Eukaryota, Metazoa, Arthropoda, Insecta, Diptera, Chironomidae.
GUACUUAACCGUUGAAAGCAGAACUGAUCAUUUUUACUUAAAAUUUCAGACGUUUAAUAAGAAUAAAUAUACUUACAAAUAUCAAAAUUAGAUCAUCAAUUUGAUGUUUGAUAAUCAUAAAUACUUUCAAACAAUGACAUCCUGUAGAAGCAAGAGGUUGAAGAUAAUGUCAACGAACGGGCAACAGAAUGAUCCAUCAACAUCCAAUGGCCCAUCAUCGGAAAAAUCCUCGGCUAAACAUUCUUGCGAAAUUUGCGGACAAUCAGGACUAAGCGAUGAAAAGAUGUUAGAACAUACACAAAAGUGUCAUGUUGAAGGUAGCGCCGCUUGUCCAUUUUGUGGUCUUUCGGGAACAUCAUCAGCUGAACUUUUACUUCAUGUCAAUCAAGCUCAUCUUGACUAUCUUACACCCGAAAACGAACUGAUGAGUUUUAUUGAUGAUUCAAAAACGCCUAGCGCUGAUGGUGAUUCAGACUCAAUGUCAUGCGGCUUAUCUCCCUCAAUUACUGAAAUUCCUGGCAUCACAAAUAAUCACGCAACGUCACCAAAUAACUUUGAUGCCAGCAAACAACAGAACGGAGUAAAAGAAAUAGUAGCAAAAAAUAAAACGCAGUUUAGUGGUUUAAAUACCAAAAUCCCUAGCGAAACAUUGACGAAUGGAAGCUUUAAGUCCGAACCCGCGAUAUUCAAUUAUAAUAUAAUGGAUGAUAACAAUAAUAGCAACAAUGUGAACUGUGAUAAUGAAAAUAUGAAUGGUGGAAAUGUGAAUGGAGUUCCUGAGAGUCAUGGUGAAGGUUCGCCACUAAGAAGUCAGUUAGGAUUAAAACUUAAAGCGAGUACCAAGCCAAAGAUUACAAUUCCAACACUUUCAUCGCCUCUUUUAUGUUUGUUGUGUCCAUACACGACAGAAGAUUCGAGGACACUUGAGGAACACAUUAAUCGAUCUCAUUUCGAUCCAAUCAGUCCCGGUGUUAUGAAUUCAGAUAGCGGUGCUCAUGGCGGAACUUCCAAUCAUAUCGACACACUCGAUGCUUUUCAAUGCCCACUUUGUGUUCGAUGCUUCGAAAGUUGUACUGAUCUUGAACUUCAUGUGAAUCAUGAACAUCGUGAUAUUUUAUCGCCAGCAAAAGUUGAUUCAUCAACAGCUUGUUCGACCGAGAUUUUAACGAAUGGUGACGAAGCUGCAUGCAAUUUAUGCCCUGUUUGCGGAAUAUCAUUUUCAAAUAUGAAGACACAAGAUAUGGAAAUGCAUAUUGAAAGUCAUUUUACAAAAUCGCCAACAACUGUAACUGCUGCACCAGAUCUUGAAAAAGAAGCUCAAAAGUUACGUGAACAGCGUGAAUUUGAAAUGUUACGAGCACAAUAUGGAAUGGACGAUCAGGGAAAUUUUCGGGAACAAUCGGCAGUAGCGAUGCAACGUGCAGUCUAUGCUGGUGAGAUGUCAGUUGCUGACUAUUACUGUCGACAAGUUGGAUUGAAAGCCGCAGAAGUUAAUGGCGUUGACGAUGGAUCAUCAUGUACAAAAUCAGUGGCAGCUCGUGUUGCAAGUUUAUCAGCAGCAUCGCCAAGUGUCACAAAAAGUUAUGUGUGUUCAGCAAUCGAUCAUUAUGCAUCAAGUUACGGUGAUAAAGGUUGGGGUUGUGGCUAUAGAAAUAUUCAAAUGAUGCUUUCGUCACUUUUCCAAAAUCCAACAUAUAACGAAAUGUUACGAGCAGCAAUUGGAUCGAAUUCAAUGCCAAGUAUCUCGCGACUUCAAAAAAUGGUGGAAAGUGCAUGGACUCAAGGUUUCGACGUUCAAGGAAAGGAACAACUUGGAUGUAAAUUAUACAACACCAGGAAAUGGAUUGGAGCGACAGAAAUUGUCACACUUUUCUCAUGGAUGCGAAUCGAAUGUCAAUUGGUAGAUUUUCAUCGUCCAACAGCUUUAAAUGGAUGUCAUCCUGACUUGUUUAGUUAUGUUUUAAGAUAUUUUGAGCAGCCAAGGCCACACACACCUCCACUUUAUCUGCAACAUCAAGGACAUAGUCGUACAAUAAUUGGAAUCGAACAGAAAGCAAAUGGACUUUCACUGCUUAUUCUCGAUCCAUCUCAUAGUCCACGACAAGUUGCUUCGCUUGGUUCAUCACAAGACACACUCAGACUAAUUCGACGUGGACCUAGUGCUAUGAAAGCUCCUCAAUAUCAAAUUGUUUCUGUUGUUGGUAAAUUAGAUACAGAAGAAGAAUAUCAGGCCAGCAAAGUGAUUCAAUCUCUUCGAAUUCCACCAGAUCGUUGAUGCAUUAAAAAAGAAAUAAGGAAUAAAAUUCCUGCACGUACUUACGGUAUUAUUAAAAUUAUAAUUUAUCAAUUUUCUUUAUUGGAUUAAAGUUAUUGUUAUAAUUAAUCAUCGAAAGAGAAAGUCUUGGUUGUUCAUUCAUUUCUGUUAUUAUCAACAUCAGUUGACUCACAUUAUCUACAUAAAAAAUAUGUCGAAUGAUAUUUUUUCACAUUGAUAUUAAUAAUCAAAUGGUGAUUUACAGUUCUAGAGCACCAAAUAUAAGAAAAUAUGAAAAUCUUAAAGCAAAGAAUAAUUUUAGAAAUUUAAAUGGAAGAAACAACAAUUUUCUUGAAAACUACGGGUUGUUAAUAUAAAUAACUAAAUAAUAAUAAUAAUUACCUAUUAAAAAUGAGAAGCUUAUUCUUAGCAAACUUAACUUACACAACAACAACAAAAAUGAAGAAGUUUUAUCCUGAUGAACCUUUUAGAGCAAUAUUUCCGAUCCAUCACGGCUGCAUUUGCUUCAGAACGCAUUAAUAGUUUCCUCAACCCGAAAGCAUUCUCAAAUUGCUGCUUGAAUAAAUAAUAAUUAGGUAUCUAGUUAGAAGAACUAGGUAGACAGUCAGUUUCUUUUAUUUCAGAAUUAUGAAUAAAGAAAGUUAAUAUUUAAAAUGCAAAACUAAUCAAAGUUAUUAACAACACUUCAAUAGAUGGAAUAUUGUUCUCUUAUUUUCAUCGUAAAAUUAUCUUAGAAAUAUUUAGGAUUACUUUUUUUCUUUUCUGAUUAUUUCUUAUCUACACACUACCUAAAAACUCUAACUAAUUACACAAUUUCUAACAAUUUUAAAUUCAAAAUCAACUUAAAUGUGUUUGAUAGACGAUUUUAAAAGUUCAAUUUAUUGUAAUUCUUUAAUGUAGUUUGUGAAAGUGAUUUUAGUGAUUUCUAUAUUUCGAUAGUAGCUACUUAUUAAAUACCAAAACUUUUUUGAUUCAAAAUAUUAACUAACUCAAACACAAGGAAUGGAUGUAAAAAAUUGUGCCUGAUAAAAAAAUGAACCCAAAAAAGAAACAAACUUACUUUUGAAGUAAGUAAAUGAUCUGAAGGUUGCAAUGUCAAUUAACGAUGCUAAUAGAAAUAACAACAAUAAUAUUAAAAUAUCAGAUUCAGCAGCCAUUUUCUAUGUAAGUUCGAUGAAUGACCGAUAAUUUCGAUGUAACUAAAUAGAUAAAAUAUAAAUUGUCGGACAUCGUUUCCUGAAAAAUCUUUAAAACCUGCUGGUUGCAUUGUAGAAACUAUUUUGGUGGAAAAUAAAAAUAAAACCAUUAUUUUUCUAAAGCCGACAAAUUAGAUAACGAAUAUUUGAACCAAAGAUAUUUUUCGACUAUGGCUUACUUUUUAUGUUCUAUUUAAAUCGCUGGCUGAACACUUUAGUGAUGUCUCCCAUCUCCCAUAAAAAAAGCUUUUCAACUCAAAAGUUCAUGAAAUAAAUUUAACAACUGCACGAUUGAGAAAUAAAUUUGUUAAGAAGAAUUUAAAGCAAAUCACACAAUAGAACAUACAAAAAAUAUUAUAAAAGAAAACAUUCGUUCAAAGAGAAAGUGUAGAAUUAAAAAUUACCACAAGAAUAAUUAACAAAGUUUUUUCUCUCUAGUUUAUGAAAAUAAAAUUUAUUAAUUCGCUUGUAAAAAAUCUUCAAUCAAAUAAGAAAUUAUGAAGAAACAAACAUAAAUGACGAAUAAAAUAUUUGAUGAAGUUUCAAAAUUGACGAUUUUUGUUUUUCUUUUCAAUGAAAAGUUUGACCAUCUCUGGGGAUUGUUUGAGGGUAAAAGU